AUGUAAUUGCUGCAUGGACAGACAGUCACCAAUAGCUCGUCUGCCUGCUCCGUUUUGGAUUUGUUCUGUUAUAUCACGACACUUCACUGUAUCGUCGUCGUUAUAUCGCUUUCAUUAAGUCACUUUAUCGGCAGUAGGGUACAAAAGGGUGACGCGUCAUCGUUUCAGCGCUCAUCGGGGGCCGUCAUUUCUGCGUGGAUUAGUUUUGAUCGUGUCCGCGUGUCCUUGCGCGCGGAGCUCGUCGCGAGCGGUCGGUCCCUUUAAGCGGCGCUCGGCCGCUGUCAAUCAGGAGCACGUUGGCCCCGCCCCUUCCUGCGCCGCUCGGCGGAGCGCAGGAGUCAAUGGGGAGAAGCGGAGAAGCGAAGAGGGCCGUCGGCGGGGAGGCAGCGCUGCGAGCUGGCCGCUGACAUGGGAUAACUGGGGGGGCGCGGAGAGCACAGUUGGCCCUGCACGGAGCCCGGGGGGAAGAGAGCAGCAGCAGCAGCAGGCUUCAGCUCUUCUUCGGCGUUUUCUCCCUUCUGCGCGAACUCAAUUCUUCUCGGACGCGUCCACAAUAACCGAGCGAGCGGAGCGAGACUGAAGGUCGUCCCCCCGAUGAAUGAGGACAGGAUGAUGCCGAUGCGCGUCCGCGGAGCGCCGACGGCUUGAAGCAGCGAUGACCAGCAGCCCGUUACAUCACUUUUCCCCGCACGCUCGUGUUUCUAGACCAUUCGCUCCGUGAGACAGAUGUUCGCGGCAUUGUCGUUUCCCGAGAUUUAUUCCCAGCCCCCCCCCCCUCGCCUCGGCUCUUCUCGCGCGCCAGUCUGGUGUGAGACAGAAAUCAUGGGGGAAUAUCAUCAUCAUCAGCACAACGUGAUUGUGCCCGUUUCAGCCUCCGUCCUUUUGCUGAGUGUCUAGUUUGGGGUUCGACGUCCGACGCUGAAGAAAUCGAUGAGAGACACAGAGAGACAGACGGACGCUGAUAUGGUUGGACCGCGAGGGGGGACGUGCUGAGAACAAGGUGCGGCCUCAGGCCAGGAGAGCUCCAGCCACAAGCCAGAAGAAGGACUGUCGGAGUGUCUGCAAUGGUGGAGCCUGUGGGUUUCGUCGAGGCCUGGAAAGCCCAGUUUCCUGAAUCCGAACCUCCCAAGAUGGAGCUGAGGUCCGUGGGGGGGAUCGAGCAGGAGCUGGAGAAGUGCAAGGCGUCCAUCCGGCGCCUGGAGAUGGAGGUGAACAAGGAGCGCUUCCGCAUGAUCUACCUGCAGACGCUGCUAGCCAAGGAGAGGAAGAGUUAUGACAGGCAGAGGUGGGGGUUUCGCGGGGGGUCCCAGCCGAACGAGGGGGAGCGGCCGCCCGGUGCCGAACCUCAGCUUUCGCACCACGGGCUUGGGCAGGAGCAAGGACAGGGGGACCGGAGCAGGUUCCACCCCGUCGGCGAGGAAAGGUCGAGGGUCCGGCCCCCGGCGCCUAGGAGGUCCUCCUCCCACGGGGACGGCCUGGAGCCUGCCCCUUCAGGAGAGAGGCACCAGCCUGGGGUGCCCGGGGAGCCGGACCGGUGCCGGCAUUAUGGGGACGGUGAAACGGAUAAACUGUCGCCGUCUAAGCAGCGUGGUGGGACCUCCUCUCGCAGGCCUGGGGGCGUGCCGCCGAUGCCCACGGACAAAGAGGCUUCCUCAGACCCCCCCAAGGACAAGCCGGGAAUGGGUCUAGGGGUGGCCGCCCUGAGGUCAAACUUUGAACGGGCCAAGAGGGGCAACUGGCACUCGUUUGGGGAAGGGAAGGGAGUGCCGGAGCGGCCGCUCUACGCGAGCGUCGAGUACCACCAGGAGAGGAGCCUGGGGAGGGCGGGCGAGCGUGACAUGUCUGACGUUGUCAGUACCCUGGGAAGCCAGACCUCGCAUAUCGACCGCCAGCGGUCUCUGGCCAAGGCAGCGGCGGAGGCCCGCAGGCCUGUGCUCCGAGGCCGGUCUGCCGAGGGCCACGGUGGGGGCUAUGAGGCUGAGGGCGAGGAGGCGGAGUCCGAAUGUCGCCCCCCCAAAGAGGGGCCGCUCCAGGCGAAUGGGGGUCGGCCGCACCACCAGCACCCUCCUCCGCCGUGGCAGCACGCCGACUUCCAGUCUUACUCGGGCAUCUACGCUGGAGGGACGUCGGGUGAGGGUGAGGGGAGAGGCGCGGGCAAGCGGGACACUGCACCCACCACCUGGCCCCGGCGGUCCUACUCACCCCGGAGCUUUGAGGACACCGGCGGUGGCGGCUACACCCCUGACUGCAGUUCCAACGAGAACUUGACCUCCAGCGAGGAGGACUUUUCCUCCGGUCAGUCGAGCCACGUGUCCCCCAGUCCCACUGCGCACCGUCCCUUCCCGGCUCGGGAAAAGAGCCGCUCGCCUUCCCAGAACUCCCAGCAGUCCCUGGACAGCAGCAGCCCGCCGACCCCUCAGGCCCAGAAGCGCCACAAGCACCACAUCAUGGUGUCGGAGGCCUCGGUUGUGAGCGUUCGAAAGACCGGCCAGAUCUGGCCUAAUGACAGCAAUUCCACCUUGUCCAGCAGAACGUCGCAUGACAACAGUUUCCAUGGAGACCUGGACUCCUCCUAUGGAGGGACUCCACCCAGUUACGGUUACGAUCCGGAGCGCAGCGAGGAGCACCGGCGGCACCACGAGGUGAUGCCCUACAUCGACGACUCGCCUUCCUCCUCGCCUCACCUCAGCUCCAAGAGCCGCAGCAGCCGAGACACGCUUUCCUCGGGGUCCCUGGAGUCCUCCAAGUCGACUGAGCUGGACCUGGAGAAGGGCCUUGAGAUGCGGAAAUGGGUUCUGUCUGGGAUCCUGGCCAGCGAGGAAACGUACCUCAGCCACCUGGAGGCACUGUUGCUGCCGAUGAAGCCCCUGAAGGCAGCGGCCACCACCUCCCAGCCUGUGCUGACCAUCCCCCAGAUCGAAACCAUCUUCUUCAAAGUGCCUGAGCUCUACGAGAUCCACAAGGAAUUCUACGAUGGGCUCUUGCCUCGCGUGCAGCAGUGGAACCACCACCAGCGGGUGGGCGACCUCUUCCAGAAGCUGGCCAGCCAGCUGGGAUUGUACCGCGCCUUCGUGGAUAACUACGAGGUUGCCGUGGAGACAGCUGAGAAGUGCUGCCAAGCCAACACGCAGUUUGCUGAGAUUUCCGAGAACCUCAAAGUUAGGGGUACGAAGGACUGCAGAGACCAGACGUCUAAGAAUUCUCUGGAAGCUCUCCUGUACAAACCUGUGGACAGGGUGACCAGGAACACCUUGGUGCUGCACGACCUCUUGAAGCACACCCCCUGCAGCCACCCAGACUACCCCCUGCUGCAGGAUGCUCUGCGUAUCUCCCAGAACUUCCUAUCCAGCAUUAAUGAGGAGAUUACGCCCCGGCGCCAGUCCAUGACUGUCAAGAAGGGGGAGAACCGGCAGCUGCUCAAGGACCGAUUCAUGGUGGAACUGGUGGAGGGCGCCCGGAAACUGCGGCACGUCUUCCUCUUCACCGACCUGCUGCUCUGCGCCAAGCUGAAGAAGCAGAUGGGGGGGAAGAGCCAGCAGUACGACUGCAAGUGGUACAUCCCGCUGUCCGACCUCACGUUCCAGGCUGCCGAUGAGUCUGACCCCCCGCCCAUCCCCCACGUUCCGGAUGAGGAGAUCGAUGCCCUUAAGGUCAAGAUCUCCCAGAUCAGGGCCGAGAUCCAGAGGGAAAAGAGAGCUAACAAAGGAGCGAAGGCACUGGAGCGGCUCAGGAAGAAGUUAUCAGAGCAGGAGUCCCUGCUUCUCCUGGCCUCCCCGAACAUGGGCCUGCGAGUGCACAACCGCAACGGCAAGAGCUACAUGUUCCUGAUCUCCUCGGACUACGAGCGGGCAGAAUGGCGAGAGGUCAUCCGGGAGCAGCAGAAGAAGUGUUUCAAGAGCUUCUCGCUGACCUCCGUGGAGCUGCAGAUGCUGACCAACUCGUGCAUGAAGCUGCAGACCGUGCACCACAUCCCACUGUCCAUCAACAAAGAGGAUGAGGAAUCUCCAGGCCUCUAUGGGUUUUUGAAUGUAAUCGUCCAUUCGGCCUCUGGCCUUAAACAGAGCCUUAACCUCUACUGUACGCUGGAGGUGGACUCGUUCGGCUACUUCGUGAACAAGGCCAAGACUCGCGUGUACCGCUACACCACCGAGCCCAACUGGAAUGAGGAGUUUGAGAUUGAGCUUGAGGGAUCCCAGACCCUUAGGCUGCUCUGCUACGAGAAGUGCUACAGCAAGACCCGGCUGAACAAGGAGGACGGGGAGAGCACUGACAGGAUCAUGGGAAAGGGCCAGAUCCCGCUGGACCCCCAGAGCCUGCAGGGCAAGGACUGGCAGAGGACAGUGGUCCCUAUGAAUGGGAUCGAAGUGAAGCUCUCCAUGAAGUUCACGAGCCGCGAGUUCAGCCUGAAGAGGAUGCCCUCGGAGAAACAGACCGGCGUGUUCGGGGUCAAAAUCUCAGCGGUGACGAAGCGGGAGCGCUCCAAGGUGCCCUACAUUGUGCGCCAGUGUCUGGAGGAGAUUGAGCGCCGGGGCAUGGAGGAAGUGGGCAUUUACCGCGUCUCCGGGGUGGCCACCGACAUCCAGGCCCUGAAGGCUGCUUUUGACGCCAACAACAAGGACGUGUCCGUGAUGAUGAGCGAGAUGGACGUGAACGCCAUCGCCGGGACCCUGAAGCUGUACUUCCGGGAGCUGCCCGAGCCCCUCUUCACGGACGAGCUGUACUCCAACUUUGCCGUGGCCGUCGCCCUUUCUGAUAGCGUGGCCAAGGAGAGCUGUAUGCUGAACUUGCUGCUGUCGCUGCCAGAGCCCAACCUGGUGACCUUCCUCUUCCUGCUGGACCACUUGAAGAGGGUGGCCGAGAAGGAGAGCGUCAACAAGAUGUCCCUCCACAACCUGGCCACGGUCUUUGGUCCCACCCUCCUCCGGCCCUCCGAGAAGGACAGCAAGAUUCCGACCAAUCCCACGCAGCCCAUUACCAUGAGUGACAGCUGGUCCUUGGAGGUCAUGUCCCAGGUUCAGGUGCUGCUGUACUUCCUGCAGCUGGAGACCAUCCCAACCCCUGACAGCAAGCGUCAGAGCAUCCUUUUCUCCACCGAGGUGUAGGAGCGCUCCGGGAGUCCGGAGCCACCGGCGCAGGAAGAGCCCGGAAGAGGAGCGAGGGGGGGGGGGGGGAGAGACUGAAAGGCAGGACUUGAGCAACGCUCAGGGUGUCCCCUCCUGGACGGACGUCCCGUUGCUCCACGUUGACGGCACGGCCCUCGGGUCGGGGGGGAUGGUGCCGGCAGCCGGCGCACGAGACGUGGCGGCGCCGCCAAAGCAUCACUUAAUAGACGUUACCCCACUAAGGUGUGGCUUCACCAAUCGGGCAUCUUGUACAAAGCAGCGUCGCCGUUUCAACGUCGGUUCUAGGUGUUCUCUUUAUUUUGAGGUGUGCAGCUUGUGCACAGUGUACGGUGUACCGUGUUCCGCUGUACAAUCUGUCCGCUACUCACUGCUCUUCUCGCCCGGAUUCCAAUAGAAACUGGUAAACCGGUAGGAAUAGUAACACCUGGUUAUUUUUAUUUCUUUCUUUAUUUUUAAUUUUCCUCCCCCCCCCCCCCGAGUCUCCCUUGCAUGUAUUAACACUCAUCCUGACCCUGAGCUCCCUUUUCUAUUGCGCGGGCUCUGCAGCGCACAGCAUUGUGGGUAGGGUUCUGUCCUUUGUCGUUCUGCGUCGCGCCGCUUCUCCCCCGUCGACGUCGGGGCGUCGGGAGAUCGAGAGGCUCUUCCGCGAGCUCUUCGUCGGGAAACGUUUCGGCGACCGAGGUGGGGGUCGGGUCCCCGAGGGAGUCGCCGCUCGGCUGCCGCGGAAGAACGUACGCGCGGUGGUUUCCGAAGGCCGCCGAACGCCAGCGUGGAUCCCGGGUUCGAAAACUCAACUCGAGACGUCCUGGAAGACCUCUAGGGACAGAGGGACGAGGAGGGGACGCGAUUCCGCUGGACGCGACGUGUAUGCGGGGAACCGAACCUCUCUCGCAAGUCCUGGGUAGCAGGAGCUGAAGGGAGCGGCUUCGGAUAUUUGCCGACAUCAUCAGUUGGCAUUCGGAAGAGGAGAACGUGGCAUUUGGAGGUAAAACGCACAAAGCCUCACGGUUUGUAGGAGGUAAUACAGCGGUGAAUCUUCCCAUUCUUCUCUAGGCCCGUUCGUUCUUCUCGCUGCACAACUGUUUCUAGCGACCCAUCUUGUCACGACUACGUUUGUGAGGAACGUCGUCUAAAGUCUCCCGUCGCUCUGUUCCGAAGGGCGUCGCCGAGCAUUUCUCGCUUCGGGAGUUCGGGCUGGCACGCGUCACGUUCGUCAUCGUUCGCGGUCGCGAGCGGGUUUGGAUCCUAAACCUCCGCUGCUCUCCGCAGCGCCGCCUUCGCGUCGCGCGCUCCCGUUGGUUGCUCUCCCGGAAUGCACCGGCGGGGCGGCAGCCGCGUCUUUCUCGGGGCGCCUACGCAAAGGCCGGGCGCCGUCCGCCAGCCCUCGUGUCCACAAGCUAAGCCCGGCGUGCGGACGUGACCGCGCGAUGGUGUCGCCACGCAGGCAACCCGGUCCCGGAGAUGAGACGCCGUCGCUCGAAGUUCACGUGGUUUAACGACUCCGGCCAACGUGUGCCGCGCCGAUCCGUCUCGUCUCCUCUCGUCUUGUCUCCGUACGCUCCGCACUCUGUGUCCGAGAGCGUCCGAGACCGAGGAGGAGCUUUUUCUUUUCUUCUUUCCCCUCCUCUUCUUCCCUCCCACGGUUUGAACCCUGAGAAGUCUAAUAAUUUUGGUUAAAGGACCGAUACGAGUCGAGUGCGGUUAUAAUUUAGGCGUCUUGGUUUGAACACGCAGGCACGUCGAGGACGACUUCUUUCUUUGCUGUGCGCGCGUCCUUUUUUGUCGCCGGUUACGGGUUUUGUGAGGUCUUCGGCUCGAUGUGUCCUGCUGGUCGGGGGUUCGAGGCACCUUCCUUACCCGGAAGCCAGCGGGACCAGGGUGGACACCGUGACCUCCAGGCUUCACCACCGUGACCUCCAGGCUUCACCGCACGGUACGUGGGGCACCUUAGUUCUGCUGGGCUGCUGCGUUUCCGUAGCGAGCGCCGACUCUGUCCGCGUGCGUCGAAACGUCGGACGUAAAUGUACGGGCUACGUUUUGAGAUGCGUCGAAAUACCUUUUUAUAGCCGUCGUCGCCGUCGUCCUGUGGGUGAUUUAUGAAUAUAUAUAGUGAAAUGACUUGCGUUAAAAAGCGACACGACUGCUUCGUUCCUUCGUGUCCUUUUCCGUCACGGAUUUCCCGCCCUUCCCGCGUCUCCUGCCGGGGGUCCGGCGCACGAGGAAGCGCUUAAAAUCCAGAGCUCAUUUCUGUCCCCGAGUCUCCUUAAGUGUCGUUUGACCUAUUUAUUUAUUUAUUUGGGCUCCUCGUUGUUUUGUCGAUGGGUGGCGGGGAACGCGCUCGCGUCCCCGGGCGUCUCCGCGCCGUCGUUCGCGUACAAGGCUUAGGGGCGCUUGAGGCUUCGGGUUCGGGUUCGAGCGGAGCUUACUCUGCUCUCGUCCCGGUGGCCCAGGAGAGAUGGAUCGGGUGAGCGAGCGAGCAGUGGCCGCGUGGUGGCUCGGCACUCGGACCUGCACCGCGCCCGAAGAGCCCUGCUGUCGUCGUUUCCGUGUCGCGUCGGUGUUGUCUUUUUAUUUGCCUGUAAAUGAAGUGACGCAUCUCGGAUGUUCGCUCUUCGGGCCGCUCGGGCGGCUGGAUAUAAAGGAGCCAAGUGCUCCGGACGGACCCCUUUCGGACCCCUUUCGGGUCACGGCGUCCCUCUGAUGCGGAGAACGACUCUUAUUUAUUUUUUUUAUUCAUGCACCGUGGGUUUAUGGCAGAACCUCUUUCCCGAUUGAUCAAUGAAUCUCCAGAAAUGCAGAGACGAAGCUCUCCCUUCCUCUCUUUGUCCGUUUUAAUUCGGUCUCGGUCGGUCACGGCGAGAGAUGCUACGUUAGGAGGAGAUGUACCAGGAAGAUUUUUUUUUUUUUUUUUUGUUUGUUUGUUUGUUUUAAUUAUUAUUCUUAUUAUGAAAUAAACAGGCUGACCGUUCCAAGACUGUGAGGUCAAAGCUCUUGACCUCGUCCACGGAAGCUGAUCCACGUAUAAUACGUGCGGCGGACUUCGCUGGGAGCCCAGCUUGUUUUUGCACGGCGGUGUCGGUCCCCCCAUCCUGACGGUACGUAAACGGUUCACGUUUGAUGGCGGACUUUGCGCUCGAGCUCUGCCGGGAAUCUGCGUUCGGGAUUCCGUUGACCGGCCGCCGGAGCGACCGUUGCGUUGGGCUCGGCCCUUCUGAUAUCUUUUAUUUAGCGAUUCCUCUUCGGGUUUGGCCUUCGUGUCCCGAUCGAUCGCGCCGCCGCAAGGAAGGAAAGGAUUCUGUACUCAAACUGUUGUGGGAAAGGCGUUUGUAGCCUCUUGUUUGUACACAAACUGUUCAAUAAAAACUCCCGUAUCUACGUGAUG
This is a messenger RNA of Scleropages formosus (Asian bonytongue), 8505 nucleotides long. Its product is annotated as breakpoint cluster region protein-like. The transcript is spliced from 24 exons. The record is from RefSeq and is a predicted model, not a curated record. Gene Ontology annotation, molecular function: GTPase activator activity; protein serine/threonine kinase activity; guanyl-nucleotide exchange factor activity. NCBI's taxonomy places the organism in Eukaryota, Metazoa, Chordata, Actinopteri, Osteoglossiformes, Osteoglossidae. Gene Ontology annotation, cellular component: membrane. Gene Ontology annotation, biological process: intracellular signal transduction; positive regulation of GTPase activity; protein phosphorylation. Bases 1065 to 5102 code for a protein of 1345 amino acids.